Molecule: messenger RNA, 1943 nt
Organism: Bursaphelenchus okinawaensis
Lineage: Eukaryota; Metazoa; Nematoda; Chromadorea; Rhabditida; Aphelenchoididae
Source: the annotation of a GenBank genome assembly
AUGGCAUCAAAGCCUCUAGUAGUGCUAACAAAUUGUGAUUUGUUUUACAAACGUCUAUCACAAAUGUAAGUUUGUGAGUUUUGCGUGAUUUUUGGCCGAUUUUCGAUAUUGUUUUAGAUUUUUAACUGAAAAUGUGGUUUUUUGGAAAUUAUUUUUAGGAAUAUUAAGGUUACUUAUACAUAAAUUAUAAAGCAAGCUCUAAAAAUUAGUCAUAGUCAAAUUAGUUAAUGUUGUAGAGCUGAUGUAGCCGUGUACCACGAUACGAAACAAGCUCCACGCGAUUGGGUUUUGAAAAAUCUGCACGAUGCUGUCGCAGUCUAUGGAAAAGGUCCCUUGAAGAUUGAUAGUGAGCUUCUGGAUCAUGGUAAGUGUUUUUCAUUGGUUUGGACUUGAAUAUUGUUGUAUUAUACUGCAUUUUCUUAUAUGGCGCGUUGUUUUAGGACCAAAUCUAAAAUACGUUGUGACCAUUUCCGUUGGCUACGAGAAUAUUGACGUUGAGGAGUGUAAAAAAAGGUAAUUUUUUAGUUUUUGUAAAAUACGGGCUCUCAAUGCGUCUUGCCAUAUUCGUAGUUUACUUAAAGUUAUGUACAGGAUCAUUUAAAACUUUCAGAAACAUUCGUGUAGGCUAUGCUGGAGGUCUUCUGGCUGAAGUGACAUCAGAAACUGCCUUGACCUUGUUGUUGACAACUUCUCGCCGCAUUCCGGAAGCUUUGGAAGCUGCAAAAUCAGGGAAUUGGUCUAAAGAAUGGUCUCCAUUUUGGAUGUGUGGCAAAGCGCUGACCAAAUCGACCGUUGGCAUAUUGGGACUUGGUCGAAUUGGGGAUGCUGUAGCUAAAAAGACCGAGAGUUUUAGUCCGUCUAGGAUUAUCUAUCACAAUAGGAACAAACGGAGCGAUGGUACUUUUUACCAAUGUUUGAUUUUAGGGUUGUAAAUUGAAAAAAUGGAGUUGUUUUUGAUUUUGUCAUAUUAGGUUAUUCAAAUAAUUAUGUGCCUUUAACCAUGGAAAUUUUCCUUAAGAGGGCGCACAGAAGUAUUUGAACAACCUAAUAUGAAAAGUUUUAUUUUUUCUAAAAUGUAAUAGCCAAAACAGGUUGAAUGUAAAGGUUUUACAAUUUGAAGGUAAAGAUUUUAUGACUUUCAGUAAAAUACGAUUACGUGAGCUUUGAAGAGCUAUUAAAACAAAGCGAUUUCCUUAUCAUAUCGUUGUCUACUGGGCCUGAAACUAAUGGCCUUAUUGACGAAAAGGCUUUUAAGCUUAUGAAAAAUGACUCGAUUAUUGUCAAUGUGGCACGGUAAAGUAUUUAUCAUUUUUUUUAUCAUUUAACAUUAAUUUUUAUUGAUCUUUGUUUUUGAAAUUUGACUUUUGAAGCCGUCUUAAAAUAAACGACAUUUACCAGACAUUACCUAUUGUUUAUUAGAUGAUUUCUUACGGAUGUCGUUUUGAAAUGUAAAAUACGAGAAAGUAAUCAUUUAAUUUUGUAAAAAAUUUCAGAGGUAAAGUGAUAAAGACUGACGAUCUAUAUCAAGCUUUGAAAGAUGGUCAAAUUGGAGCAGCUGGUUUAGAUGUAACAGAUCCAGAACCACUGCCACCAGAGCAUCCUUUGUACACACUUAAAAAUUGUGGUGAGAUCCUUUAUUUUUUAUUGGUCUUUUUCGUUUUGGGACUUAAGCUUGGCAUCUCGUGCUCUUAUGUAAACCCAGCUCUCGGGCGUUUUUGAAUUUACCAUGGUAUACUUUAUGAAUUGAAGUUACCAUAGUAUUUUUUGCACAUUUAAGCGACAGUUUUCUGCGAAAAUUUAUAAAAUAUAAUUUUAAUGUUACAGUAAUCUUUCCUCACAUUGGAAGCGCAAAUUACCUUACCAGGAACGCUAUGUUGCGUUUGGGCGAACAAAACGUGAUUGAUGCUCUGGAUGGGCGAGAAAUGUCAUCUCCAUUGAUUUAA